GAAGAACCCUCAAACACUGCAAAAUUGAAAGAUAUAUUGCAAUUUAAUGCUAAAUAUAGGAGAAAUUUAUAAAAAGUUCUAGCUCAUGUGUCUUCUAUGGCUUCUGGGAAAUCCGUUCAAGAAACGUGAAUCCAUAGAAUGUAUUGAGUAAAGAAAUGCUAAAAAUAUACUUAGUAGACACUAUAGUAGGCUUUUAAUUGAAUUACAUGGGAAAACAGAAUUUUCCUCAAUAUUUUGAGUCAUUUUCUCUACAAAUUUCCUCCGGUUAACAUCUUGAAGAUUUGCCGCUCCAGAAAAUCUAGUACAAUUUCACAGCUGUUACGUCAUUAGUUUACCUAUAUUUUUUUGCAAAUGGACCCUGAAAAUUUUGUUUACUCGUGUUGUGAGUGAAGAAAAUCCCAGAAAGUAUGGUGAAUAUUUGAGUUUUAGCCCCAAUUAUUGUGUUUUUUCGUGAAAGGGACACUUGGUGGCAUCCUCGUGAAUCUUCUGCCUGGGUGAAAAUCGUUCUUUUUUUUGUUGGGGUGGAGAAAAAGAACGAUAGAAGAGGAAAAUGACCAAGAAAUUUGAGUUCAAUUGGCAAAUUCCUGUGCCAGAACCACUCCUCAAUGGAUCAGUAUUUGACCGCUGGACAGAGGAGAAGGACAACAUCGAGACGGAGUUUGGGUGCCUCUUCAAAGUGGACGAGUUUGGAUUUUUCAUUUAUUGGAAGAGUGAAGGCCGCGAAGGCGAUGUUAUUGAACUAUGCCAAGUUAGUGAUAUCCGAGCUGGAGGUCUUCCAAAGGACCUCAAGCUCACCAAUCAACUCUUAGCUCGGCACGGUGAGAGUCUCGAAGAGAAAUCUCUAACAAUAUGCUCUGGAACGGACUACAUCAAUGUGAACUAUCAGCAUAUUAUUUGUCCUGACGCAGCUACAGCCAAGAUUUGGCAGCAAGGAUUGCGAGAUAUUACACAUAAUGUUAAAAUGAACAAUGUUUGUCCCCGGACGAAUUUAAUGAAACAUUGGAUGCGUUUGGGCUUUUUGGUUGAUCCUAGAGGAAAGGUACCAGUUAAAGUUGUAGCAAGAACUUUUGCUUCAGGAAAAACUGAAAAGCUAGUGUAUCAGUGUUUGUCAGAUUUGGGACUUCCCAGUGGGAAGAAUGAUACAUUUGAGAAGGAAGAUUUCACCUUUGACAAAUUCUAUGAGUUGUAUCACAAAAUUUGUCCAAGGAAUGACAUUGAGGAGCUGUUUCAGAGUAUCACAGAAGGAAAAGCUGAGAGUAUCAAUUUGGAACAAUUUAUCAAUUUUCUCAACGAAAAACAGAGAGAUCCAAGACUCAAUGAGAUUCUCUAUCCGUUCUAUGAUGAGAAGCGAGCCCUCGAGAUUAUCGAAACCUAUGAGCAGGAUCCAGAAGCAAUAGCUGGAAAAAAAUUGACCAAGGAUGGAUUCAUUCGUUACCUAAUGUCAGACGAAAAUGCUCCAGUAUUUCUGGAUCGUUUGGAUAUUUAUAUGGAUAUGGAUCAACCCCUAUCGCAUUACUAUAUUAAUUCUUCGCAUAACACGUACUUGUCUGGUCGUCAAUUUGGUGGAAAGAGUUCUGUAGAGAUGUACCGACAAGUUCUUCUGGCUGGAUGCAGAUGUGUUGAGUUGGAUUGCUGGGAUGGGAAGGGAGAGGAUCAGGAACCAAUAAUAACUCACGGAAUGGCAAUGUGCACGGAUAUUCUGUUUAAGGAUGUCAUUUUGGCUAUUCGUGAUACGGCUUUUGUUACCUCUGAUUUCCCCAUAAUUCUCUCUUUUGAGAAUCACUGCAGUCGAUCUCAGCAGUACAAAUUAGCCAAGUACUGUGAUGAAAUUUUUGGGGAUUUACUGCUGAAAGAACCCAUUCCGGAUUAUCCAUUGGAACCAGGAGCUCCACUACCGCCACCAUCGCUGUUGCUGAGGAAGAUUCUGAUUAAGAAUAAGCGUCUGAAGCCAGAAGUUGAAAAGAGGGAAUUGGAGUUAUUCCUCGAGGGUCAAUUUGUCAUUGAUGAGACGGAGGAAUGCAAGGAAGAUGCAAGUACAGUGGUGGAGGCGAAGAAACCAGAAGAAAUUGUUCCAAUUCCAGCAGCAGCUUCGCAGGAUGGAACAGAUGUCGAAGUUCCGGCUGUUCAGUAUACUGGAUCAACGACAAAUGUUCAUCCUUGGCUGUCGUCCAUGAUUAACUAUGCUCAGCCAAUUAAAUUUCAGACCUUUGAGAUAUCCGAACAGAAAAAUAUUCAUCACAAUAUGUCAUCUUUUGCUGAGACGACUGGGAUGAAUUUGCUGAAGCAACAAGCCAUUGAUUUUGUCAAUUACAACAAGAGGCAGAUGUCGAGGAUUUAUCCAAAGGGUACUCGAGCUGAUUCUUCAAAUUACAUGCCACAAGUAUUCUGGAAUGCUGGCUGCCAGAUGGUUUCGCUGAAUUUCCAAACGUCCGAUCUGCCCAUGCAGCUGAAUCAGGGAAAAUUUGAGUACAAUGGAAAUUGUGGGUAUCUCCUGAAGCCGGAUUUUAUGCGUCGAGCAGACAGGAAUUUCGAUCCAUUUGCCGAUGCUCCGGUUGAUGGAGUAAUUGCAGCUCAGUGUGCUGUGCAAGUGAUAGCAGGUCAAUUUUUGUCUGAUAAAAAGGUGGGGACAUAUGUAGAAGUUGAUAUGUACGGCCUACCAUCGGAUACGGUGAGAAAAGAAUUUCGCACCAGAAUGGUUCCAGCCAAUGGCCUCAAUCCGGUCUACAAUGAGGAACCAUUUCUCUUUCGCAAAGUCGUCCUGCCUGACUUGGCUGUUCUCCGAUUUGGGGUCUAUGAUGAAAAUGGCAAACUCCUAGGACAGCGAAUUCUUCCUCUUGAUGGCCUUCAGGCUGGAUAUCGUCACAUCUCACUGCGAACUGAUGCUAAUUUUCCCAUGUCCCUGCCAAUGCUGUUCUGCAACAUCGACCUAAAGAUCUACGUGCCGGAUGGUUUUGAGGAUUUCAUGGCGGCCCUGAGUGAUCCCAAGGGCUUCAAUCAGGCUGCCAAGGAACGUUCGAGCAAUAUGAAAUCGCUGGGAAUUGAAGAGACCACAGGAGGGGAUGCCAAGAUGGAGAAGAAGGAGGAGAAAAAGGAAGAACCACCGUUAAUUUUUGAUCCAAUCAAUUUUCAGAGUGUUAAACAAGAUAAGGGCUUUCAGAAGAUUGCCAGGAAGCAACAGAAGGAACUGGAGGCACUGAAGAAGAGGCAUGCCAAAGAGAGACUUUCCACACAGAAGCUACACAAUGCUGCCCUGGAGAAGCUGUGCAAAGGGAAAAGCAAAGACGAAAUCAAGAAUGAUCCGUCCGUUCGGAAGGUGAUUGCUGAGCAAAUCACUCAAUGGACCCAACUGGAUAGUACCCACAAGAAGGAAGAGUGGGAGAUACUGAGGCAGCAAUUGCAGGACCAAAUUGAUAUCCUCCGGAGGAUAAUGGAGACCAAUCAGUUGGCACAGAUGAAGCAACUUGAGGCUAAACACGAGCGAGAAGUGAAGGAGUUGAAUUCUCGACAGGCCAAGAUUUCCGUCGAAACCUCCAAGGAGGUUGCUAAUGACAAAACUCUGAAGACUAAAGGUGAGAAAGAUCGGCGACUGCGUGAGAAGAAGCAGAAUAACAUCAAGAGGUUCAUGGACGAGAAGAAGAGUGCAACGAUCAAGCAGGGAAGGGAAAAGGAGAAGCUGAAAUUGACUCACGAUAAGCAGCUCGAAGAGCUCAAGCAGGACAUCCAAAAGUUGAUGGAUCUCUACAAAUUGGAGGAAGAGGAGUACAAUUUGACACCAAAAACAGAAAUUUUCGCUUAGUUGUCUCUACACACGUUAACUAUACAUUUAAUGCAUGAUUAAUUUAUUGUUGAACAUUCUCAAAAAAAAACAACCCCUUAAAUGUUACCUUCUCGAUAAAAAAUUAUUUAUACAUAAUUAUUAUUAUCACUAUGUGUUGUUGAUGAGAAAAAAAAAUGCUUAUCAUAAGUUAAAAGCGUUGAAAAGCAAAAGUUGGCCAAUGAAUGGGUUUGUUGAGGACGGAAUAAAUCAAGCUCUUUAGCGAAUUUAUGAAAUCCAUUUUAAAAUUUGUAUCGUUCAUUAUAUCAAAUUUAACAAGUAAUUAAAUAAAUAUAUAAAAAUAAAAGAAA
Molecule: messenger RNA, 4125 nt
Organism: Phlebotomus papatasi
Lineage: Eukaryota; Metazoa; Arthropoda; Insecta; Diptera; Psychodidae
Gene: norpA
Product: 1-phosphatidylinositol 4,5-bisphosphate phosphodiesterase
Exons: 10
Coding region: 551-3796 (1081 amino acids)
Biological process (GO): lipid metabolic process; phosphatidylinositol-mediated signaling
Molecular function (GO): phosphatidylinositol-4,5-bisphosphate phospholipase C activity; calcium ion binding
Source: RefSeq, a predicted model, not a curated record